Messenger RNA from Pomacea canaliculata, 1717 nucleotides. RefSeq names its product dextranase-like. The transcript has 7 exons. The coding region runs from base 77 to 1534 and encodes 485 amino acids. NCBI's taxonomy places the organism in Eukaryota, Metazoa, Mollusca, Gastropoda, Architaenioglossa, Ampullariidae. The record is from RefSeq and is a predicted model, not a curated record.
UGGGUUGAUUAUCCUGCCCUUUAUAAAAGUGGUUCUAGACAGUUAGUCCUUGUGUAGUCUUGAGCUUGAACAUAGUAUGUCAGGAGUGAGAAGUGUUGUGGUUCUCUUGCUGGCCAUCGCGCCAGUCAUCAACUGUAACCUCAUCGUCUACCCCGCUGCUAAUGGAGCCCCUACUUCUAACAAAUUUCAGGUCUACUUGACACAAGAUGGCCAACAGAAGCAGUCUCAUGUCUACAUCACCACAUCGGACCACAGGACCACCGAAGCUUCUCAUGUUAAAGGAGGUCGGUCCAUGUCCUGGACGUCCUUCGCCUUCACAGGGGGCAAGGUCACGGUGGAGGUUCACACGUCACGUGACUUCAAGAACUGCAUCGUGAGACCCAAGAGCUAUGGCUACAGCUGUCGCCGCUCUGGCAGCAAGGUCGCCGUAUUUGAUGUCACCGCAAACACAAAAAUGAUGUCCGUGGAGUUUGACUACGACUACGGGUCCAACACCGGCGGUCCCGACAUCACAGACAAACUGAUGGUCUUCGCGGACCCUCCGGAAACCAGUCAACCCUCCAAGACCGACCCCUCAGUCCUGUACUACGAUGUCGGGGUUCAUAACCUUAACGGCCAGGUGGCACUUAACAACACCAUCAAGGAGGUGUACCUGGCCCCCGGGGCCUUCGUGAAGGGAGGAUUCAAGAGCACGGCUACCCACCCUGUGAAGAUCCAUGGCAGGGGCGUGCUGGAUAACCGAGACUAUAAAUGGCGCGAUUCCAGGUUUUCUUGGGCAGCAAUCAACCUCGAUGCCGGCAACAUGCACAUAUUAGAAGGCAUCACCAUCUCCGACCCAUGCUACUACUAUGUGAGGGCGCUGAGUAACGGCAACACCAUCAAGAACAUCAAGAUGGUGGGCGCCUGGAUCUACAACACCAACGGCGUUAGUGUCGGCGCCAACAGCAUCGUGUCUGACUGCUUCAUCCACGCCAACGAUGACGCCAUCAAGCUACACGCUAAGAACGUUGAAGUUACUCGUUGUGUGGUCUGGCAAGCACAAAAUGGCGCCGUGAUUCAGACAGGAUGGUGGGAGAGCCAAACAGCACAAAAUAUUCUGGUUUCUCACAUCGACAUCAUCCACACAGACUGGUGCACCUUCAAAGGUUCUUCUUGCCACUUGUCUGAGAACGACGCCGUCUUCAACAACGCCGGCGACACCAAGUCGAUAGACAUCUCCACAAUGGUACUGCAGGACAUCCGAGUGGAGGGCACCUGCCCCCGUGUAUUUUACUGGAAGAUGGCGUCAGGAGCAAGUGGAACGAUGCGAAUGAUUCGCUUCGUCAACUGGAGCAUCGAGUCUCAGCCUGACCAAGACAGCCUGCACAACGAGAUCGCGGGAACCGGAAGUACCGGUCAUGUGUCAGACUUGCAGUUUGUCAACUUCCGCAUUGGCGGCCAUUGUGCUUCCACCGCUGCUGCGGCAGAUUUCAUCCUCGACACUCGCACCACCAGCAGCAUCACCUUCAGCUGCGGCAGCGACCCUGUUGGCUGAAUCCAGAUGGCGCCGGUCCUCCAAACACGGGAUCGCCAACUCCUCUACUUCUGCUUGACGAACUUGUUUGUUUUAAAGUUUUUUUUAUUGAAAAUAGUUUUAAAGGACCAAACCUGUGUAAACUGAUCUGAAUAAAUUUCUCUCUCUCAGAAAUAAUGUAAAAUAAAUAUCACACCAAUUUAA